Molecule: messenger RNA, 891 nt
Organism: Cavia porcellus (domestic guinea pig)
Lineage: Eukaryota; Metazoa; Chordata; Mammalia; Rodentia; Caviidae
Product: zinc finger protein 239-like
Biological process (GO): regulation of transcription by RNA polymerase II
Cellular component (GO): nucleus
Molecular function (GO): DNA-binding transcription factor activity, RNA polymerase II-specific
Source: RefSeq, a predicted model, not a curated record
AUGGAGCGGACGGCCGUGAAAGUAGUGGGCAAUGGUGACUUUAUUCUGGGAAUGCGGGGAGGGGGCCCCCCCACCGCUGGCCCCUGGGCACAGCAUCUCUGCACCCGGGGCCGGUGGUCUCUCCGGGAACACGGGGAGUGGAGACUGGCAUGCUGGCUGGCGCUGGCCACUGGAAUCAGCUGUGAGAAAGCUUUCAGCACAGGUACUUAUUGUGUAAUCCAUGAAAAACUUCACACUGGGCAGAAAUCGCAUAUAUGUAAGAAAUGUGGGAAAGCUUUUAGCAGUAAAAUUCAUUUUCAAAUACAUGAAAAUGUUCACACUGGAGAGAAACCCUAUGUGUGUAAGCAAUGUGGAAAAGGUUUCACCCAACUUGGACGUUGUAAGGAACAUGAAAGAAUUCACACUGGAGAGAAACCAUAUAUGUGUCAGCAAUGUGGAAAAGGAUUCACCAGAUCUGAACAUUGUAAGCAACACGAAAGAAUUCACACUGGAGAGAAACCAUAUGUAUGUAAGCAAUGUGGGAAAGCUUUUAACACACAUGCAAGUUAUAAGGUUCAUGAAAGAAUUCACACAGAGAAACCCUAUGUAUGUAAGCAAUGUGGGAAAGCUUUUAGAACACAGGGAGAAUGUAAGAAUCAUGAAAGAAUUCACACUGGAGAGAAACCCUAUGUAUGUAAGCAAUGUGGGAAAGCUUUUACCACACCUGGACAUUGUAAGGAACAUGAAAGGAUUCACACUGGAGAGAAACCAUAUUUAUGUAAGCAAUGUGGAAAAGGAUUCACCAGAUCUGAACAUUGUAAGCAACACGAAAGAAUUCACACUGGAGAGAAACCAUAUGUAUGUAAGCAAUGUGGGAAAGUUUUUAACACAAGUGCAAAUUGUAAGGUUCAU